CCAAACCGCAUCUCUUUGGACUCUUUUUGAUUGGAAUUUAUUCCUCUAUUUAAUAUUUUUCCAUUAUUUUGAUUUAUUGUUUAUUUUGAUUGGAUAAUUAAAGUAAAAUAUAUAAUUUCAUCGUCUAAAGGUGUACUUAAAACGUUUUGAAAUUUGUCUUACAGCAUUAUGGCAGAAAAAAUUAAAAUAUUACUUUGUGGAGAUGUAGAAGGCAAAUUCGAUACUCUGUUCAAGCGAGUAACAUCAAUAAACAACAAGUCUGGACCAUUCGAUUCAUUAUUAUGUGUUGGCAACUUUUUCGGCAUCAAUAAUAAGGAAUUUUUACCAUACAGACUUGGAGAUAAAAAAGUUCCAGUACCAACUUAUAUCUUAGGCCCCAACAAAGAAGACCAAGUAAAAGAAUAUCCCCCAGACGAAUCUCAAUUUGAAUUAUGUUCAAAUGUAUAUUAUUUGGGAAAAAGAGGUAUUUACAGUGACAGUAAAGGACUGAGAAUAGCAUAUCUGAGUGGCAUAGCGAGUACUGAUAAAACCGAUAUUUGGACUCACAACGAAAAAGAUGUUUCUGAUUUAUGCGAUGCAGCUUUGAAGGGCAAUGCAGCGUUUAGGGGUGUGGACAUUUUACUUACUUCACAGUGGCCUAGUGGGAUUAUUGAUGACAAAAAAAUUAAUCUCACUCUAAACCUACAAAGCGAUCUAGUGAGCUAUUUAUGUAUGAAACUGAAACCAAGAUACGUCAUCAGCGGUCUAGAAGGUGUUUCCUACGAGAGAACUCCAUUUAGGUGUCCAAAUUUGGGCGAUCACGAUACAACUUUGGAAUCAACUACUAGAUUUAUUGGUCUUGCUCGUGUAGGUAAUUCAAAUAAACAAAAAUGGCUUUACGCACUGAAUGCUACACCUUUGGACAAAAUGAAAAUAUCUGAAUUGUUGCAAAAAUCAACAGACGAAACGAUAUGUCCUUUUAACUUUGACGAACUAGAAAGUAAAGUACUCGGUAAUAAGAAGCGAAAAACUGGUGGUUCUAAUCAGUACUUUUACGAUAUGAACGCUCCAAUGGAAGAUGACAAAAAAAAGCAAAGAACUAAAAAGCCCCGCAUGGAAUUUGAUCAAAGUAAAUGUUGGUUUUGCCUUGCUAGUCCGUCCGUUGAGAAGCAUUUGGUUAUUACAGUUGGAAAUUAUUGUUAUCUUGCUUUGGCUAAGGGCGCAAUAGUAGAUGAACAUUUCCUAAUUUGCCCAAUGGAACAUUUUCAAAGCAGCCUAGCAUGUACUGAAGAAAUUCAACAAGAAAUGGAACAGUUCAAGGAAGCCUUGCAUAAAUUUUAUGAUAGAAGAGAUCACCUUCCUGUUUUUUUUGAGAGAAAUUAUAAAACGUCACACAUGCAGUUGCAGGCGAUUCCAAUACCCAAAAAAGCAACAAGGGAAUUAAAGGAUAUUUUUCUGGAUGAAUCUGAAGCCCAAGGCUUCCAAUUGGAGUCCCUUGACUCAAAUAACAGAUUAGAUCAAGUAAUUCCCCCCAAAACGCCAUUUUUCAUGGUUGAACUUCCAGACAAGCAAAUUCUUUAUACAAAAAUUCAAAAUUCAAUCAAUUUUCCAUUGAGUUUUGGCCGUGAAGUAAUCGCAUCGGGACCAGUGCUCAAUAUGCCAAAUCGGGUUGAAUAUAAGGAGUGUCUUUUGGACAAAAGUAAAGAGGAAGAGCUGGUUCAGAAAAUUCGAACGGAUUUUGAACCUUAUGAUUUUACUAUGAGUCGAUAGUGGUGUUGUAUAGCAAAUAGAGGGGUGAAAAACGUGAUUUUUUUUUUUAAAUGCGAAUCCAUGAUAUUAUCUAAAGUGAAUUUAAUUUUCGACACAUUAAGACACACGCUAUUUUUUUUUUUAGUAAAUUUUUUUGUUGGGAAGAUGCAGAUCCUUGGUUUUUAUGACCAAUUUUUGGGGUGCGUAAAAAUUUAAGUUUCACAUUCUUCCCAACGCCUAAAUGUUUAUUAUUUGUGAUAUAAACACCUCUUUACAACAUUAUCUAUAAAUAUGGUACAAAAAUUGGAGUAUAAAUUAAUUGUUAUCCUCUACAGUUCAUAUAAAAAUUAAAAAUUAGGGAAAAUAAAAACGGUUUUACAAGACUUUCUUUCAUACUAUCCAGAUUUGCAUAUUAUUUGACAAUAUUAACUAGGAAAUAUAUAAAUUAUGGAGAAAUUUGUUUACAAUUUGACUGCUUUAUCUUCGUUUUUUCUACUCAUGCCUCGUAGAAAACAGUUCAGGAUAUCGCCGUCAAACUGUACAUCCUUGCAAUAAUUUAUGAGAAGUAGAAAUUGAAAUUCAAUAUACCUAAAUUCCUCCAUAUUGUAUGAUAUCACUUCCUUCUACAUAUCUCAAAAAUUGCAUUGAAAAAAACAAAACAGAUAAUAUAACAUUCUAUAAAAUACAUUUCAAUAAUGCCCUAUAUAUUUUACAAAUAUCAAUCUUCUAAUUUGUUAUUUGGCACGCCCUUGUUCUGUGGGAAGCCCUAUUUUCUCUCCAAUUCAGAUUAUCCAUAAAAUUUCUUUAGUUUAAGUCGUAUCUUAAAGGCACCAGCCGAUUUUUUUAUACAAAAUAUUCCAUGUUUAGGGAAAUAUUAUGCAUAUUUGCACAUUCUUUCAUAAGUUAGCCUCCUGUUGAAUUUUUAAUUACAAAUUCUUAUAAAAAAUUAAAAAUGAAUUUUCUAUAAGGUCUCUAAACUGUAAAACUAUGUUACACAUUUAUUUGGAAAGCUUCCCUGGUGAGUUUGGACAUUCCUCGCGUUUUGUGACCUUUUUCGUAAUCGCCUUCGGAAAAGUCUCUUAGGCUUACGUCAGAAAAC
Molecule: messenger RNA, 2827 nt
Organism: Ceutorhynchus assimilis (cabbage seed weevil)
Lineage: Eukaryota; Metazoa; Arthropoda; Insecta; Coleoptera; Curculionidae
Source: the annotation of a GenBank genome assembly